AUGAGGAGGGGAGAGGGUUCAAGUUCAUCGUCGAACACAGGAGUCGCCGUCCCCGAAUACGAUUUGAACCACCACAUUGCCCCACGUCUGCCACUGUUCGCGAUAAGAAGUGUGGUCAACGAAGAUGAUGCGAAGAUGAUGUUCGAGAAGACUCUGGACUGUGGGGACGUGAAUUGCAGGCAGAACUUUCUUGUCCUCAAGUCGGAGGAGAUGGUGUUGUGGGCUCUGAAACAAGAAGAGAGAAGUAAAUUGGCGAGAGAAGGGUUUCUUGAGGUUCCGACGCUAGAUCCAAGUGGAAACGGUUACAAUAUGCGGUUGCAGCGUAGGCCGUCGACAAGAACGGCUGCGAUGAGUGAUGAAUGGUACAAGCUUGUGGAGACCAACGGCCUCAAGAUUGGGGAUAAGGUUCAAGGCUGGGCGGUUCGAGGAGAAGACGGGCGCCUCCGCUGCAUCCUCACACUCAUGCUCAGACUCAAUUGA
This is a messenger RNA of Salvia splendens (bonfire salvia), 480 nucleotides long. Its product is annotated as B3 domain-containing protein At1g05920-like. Gene Ontology annotation, molecular function: DNA binding. NCBI's taxonomy places the organism in Eukaryota, Viridiplantae, Streptophyta, Magnoliopsida, Lamiales, Lamiaceae. Bases 1 to 480 code for a protein of 159 amino acids. The transcript has a single exon. The record is from RefSeq and is a predicted model, not a curated record.